AUGUCCGACGAUGAGCCCUACAACGACGACAUGCCAGACGACGACAUGGACCAGCAGGAGGAGGAGGCUUCGGACUACGACUCCGAGUACGCCUGGGAGGAGGGACAGUCCGAUGGCGAGGUCGAGAGCUCGACGAAGGGAAUGGACCUCGCCAAGGCAGACGCCGACGCCCUGAACGUGGACGUGGAAGGCAUGUUCGCCAAGGUGGAGGCCCACACGUCCACCCUCAUCCGCCUCUGGGUGUGCGUGGAGCACUCGAGGCUGUUCGAGGGCCUCGCCACGAGCGCCGUGGAGGCCCUAGGACUGGACCCCGCCAAGGACGUGAUGGUUAUGUUCACGACAGACCAAGAUUACCCCGGGUGCGUGCGACCGAAGGUGCAGUGGGCGAGGCAGGUGGACCCCGUCAAGAGCAAAGCGGACGACCUUUGCCCUGAAGGGAGGAUCGGCGAGAUCUUCCCCCUCCAGGGAACCCUCUGCCAGAAACUGGACGAAGACCUGAAGGGCAUGUGGCCCCGCGCGGCGGACAGGACCAGGGUUAGACGCGAAAUUUCCGCCCAACUUAGGGGCGGAGGUGGCGGUGGCGGCGGCGGCGGCGGUGGGGGCAGCGGCAGCGGCGGCGGCGGCGGCGGCAACGGUAACGGAUCCAGCGGUCGAGCCGGGGUCACCGAAGAUGGUGGUGGUGGCUCAGCCGGCGGCGGAGGAGAUGGUGCGGCGGCGGCGGCAGUGGCGGCAGCGGCAGUGGCGGCGGCGGGGGCAGCAGGGGCCGACGUGCACGGAGCAGCGCCGCCGUCGGUGGGAGGCGCAGUGUGGACCGGGGGGGGGGCGGCGGCUGAGCCUGACAGCGCGGCAGUCCAGUGGGCGAUCGAAUCGAUCUGCGAGACCACCGGCGCGUCGAGAGAGCUUGUUGCCUACACUCUCAUGGUCUCCAAGUACGACGAGCACCGGGCACACCUGACCCUUCUGGACGAUGGGCUGCGAUCCUCGCUGGAGGAAGCCUUCGGAAAAAUUCAGCGUCUGAAGGACAUGUACCCGUUCGCGGAUGAGGCGCUUCUGCUCGACGCCGUUGCUGUCCACCCUAGGUCGGACGGGCUGCGGAGCAACUUCGUCCGCGGAUCCGAGGCGCGAGAGGACUUGGACGCGAGGACGGCCAAGCUGGAGCAGCUUGCAGAGGCGAACCCUUUGGCACGCGUAGCACUGACGAUAAUGAAGAAACUCCGCAACGCCAACAAGGACUGCCUGGUCUGCGACGAGCCGAUAGAGGGCUUCCUCCCGGCCGUGCCGAUCGUCUGCCCUAAGGAGUUCUGCCGGUGGAGAUCCGAGCAAAUGGGGUGCGGAACGGACGUCGAGUCGCAGGUGUUGAGGAAAGGGGAGACGGUGGACCUGCUGGUCGACCUCUUCUGGAUGGCCAUGCACAGCGGUCGCUCGGAGCUCGCCUUCCCGGCUACCGUGCAAAGCGGCACCGACCUGGUAUUCAAGCACCCCAGCGGGCGCAACGACGUAGACAAGGUGCAGCAAGUCCUGAGGGCGCUGCCGACCGUGGCGGACAUGCAGCGGUGCAUCAAGCGGAAGCGGGGAGAAGGAGAGGAAGGAGAAGACGACGACCCCCAGGCCGGGAAAACGACGAUGGCAUCCACAACGCCGGCCCCUCCCCUCCUCGAAGACGAACAAGCGCGGCAACGGAGAGCCGCCAACGUGGCCAACGCCUCCGCCAACGCCGCCGCCAUCGCCAUCGCCGCCGACAACGCGGCCGUGGCCGCCGAGGCCGCGGCCGCGCGAGCGGCCGCCAGCGACGCCGCCGCAGCUCGGGGGCACGACGCCACCGACGAGUCGGGGGGGUUGUCGCUAGAGAAGGCUCUGGCAGAGAAGAACCCGCUCGCGUACCGGCUGCUGCGGUGGCUGCUGUCGGCGAACCGUGCCCACUUGCGGCCUUUGCGGGAAUGGGAGCUUAUCCCAGAGAUCCCAUGCCAGAAGCAGUUUACGCUCGUGACAGGUACCGCCGAGCGAGAAGCUAGGUUCCAGGUGUUGAAGCGGGAGGCGGCACUCUUGUCCGGGGGGGAAACGGGGACGGGAUCGUUCUACGCCUUCCACGGCAGCGGCCCCGGCAACUGGCAUGGUAUCCUCCAGGAGGGCCUCAAGAACAUGUCCGGUUCGAGAUGGAUGUCUACCGGGGCUGCCAUGGGUAGCGGAAUAUACAUGGCCAACCAGCUCUCCAUCUCGCUUGGUUACGCGGGAGGGCGGGGGGGCAGCUGCAGCGGACACUGGCCAAAUGCUGAGAGAGUGGGCGGACAAAACCCUGUGAUAGUGGCUAUCUGCGAGGUCAUCGACAGGGAGUCGUACAAGACACGGGGCCGGAAUGCUGGGUACUACGUAGUUCCGGACGAAGAGUGUGUGGCGACAAGGUUUCUAUUGAUCAAUCCCAAACCAGGACAUGCUGGCGGGAUUCUGGCCAGCUGCCUUACCAUUCACGUGCGGACGUGAAAGCCGUGGCGGCCGUUUGUGACUGGAUGAUGGUCUCCGCCCCCUCCUG
Ectocarpus siliculosus is the source of this 2527-nucleotide messenger RNA. NCBI's taxonomy places the organism in Eukaryota, Phaeophyceae, Ectocarpales, Ectocarpaceae. The record is from the annotation of a GenBank genome assembly.